Molecule: messenger RNA, 1880 nt
Organism: Eruca vesicaria subsp. sativa (arugula)
Lineage: Eukaryota; Viridiplantae; Streptophyta; Magnoliopsida; Brassicales; Brassicaceae
Source: the annotation of a GenBank genome assembly
CAGCUUUUGAAUCCAUCUGUCUUCUCUCUCUCUAUCUCUAGGCAAUAAUGAGAAUGUGAAGAAGAGAAGAUAUCUUCCCACCUCAGCAAAGAUCCCAAACUCACCCGAUUCGAUAAAAAGCCUUUUCGUCUUCUUCUUCUCCGAUUAGCUCACAGAGAAGCGCGUUUUUAGGUGGGUGGACUCGUUUUUACCUUGAAGACUUUUGUAGCUCUUCUUCUUCGUCUUCUAUCAGAUCUGGUGUCACUGUCUAUCGCAGGAUCACACAGGAAAAAAGACGUGAAGAGAUGGGGAAAAAAGCAAAGUGGUUUUCUAGCGUUAAGAAAGCCUUCAGCCCUGAUUCUAAGAAGUCGAAACGUAAAUCUCUGGAGAGCACAAAUGGUGUGAUCUCUAACCCUCCUCACCUGGCCGACAACGCCAGGCAAUCUUUCCCUCCUCCUCCUCCUCUUGAGGUGAGAGUAGCUGAAGUGAUUGUUGAACAGAACAGGAAUCUUUCCCCUCCUUCCACAGAUGUUGUGAAUGCUACCACCACCGAUAUUCCUGUAGUUCCGUCUUCAUCUGCUCCUCCUGAGGUGGUGGUUCGUCCUCGUGCUGCACCUGCUCGGUUUGCUGGAAAGUCUAACGAAGAAGCCGCUGCCAUCUUGAUUCAGACUGUUUUUAGAGGCUAUUUGGCAAGAAGAGCACUAAGGGCAAUGAGGGGUUUGGUCAGGCUUAGGUUAUUGAUGGAAGGGUCUGUUGUUAAACGUCAAGCAGCAAAUACUUUAAAGUGUAUGCAGACUCUUUCUCGUGUACAGUCUCAGAUCCGAGCUAGGAGAAUCAGAAUGUCGGAAGAGAAUCAGGCUCGUCAGAAACAACUCCUUCAGAAGCAUGCCAAGGAGCUUGCUGGCUUGAAGAACGGGGACAACUGGGAUGAUAGUAUUCAAUCGAAGGAAAAAGUUGAAGCUAAAUUGCUGAGCAAGUAUGAGGCAACUAUGAGAAGGGAAAGGGCAUUGGCUUAUGCAUACACUCAUCAGCAAAACUGGAAGAACAACUCUAAAUCUGGAAACCCGAUGUUCAUGGAUCCGAGCAAUCCGACAUGGGGUUGGAGCUGGUUAGAGAGAUGGAUGGCUGGUCGGCCACUGGACAGUUCCGAGAAAGAACAAAACAACGACAAGGCUACCUCAAUCAAGAGCUCCUCUAUUAACCGUAACGAAGCAACAAAAGCUGUAACCCGCAAUAACUCAACUCAGCCAAACACACCAUCAUCCGCAAGAGGUGGCACUCCAAGAAACAAAAACAGUUUCUUCUCUCCACCAACUCCCUCAAGGCUCAACCAAUCCUCCAGAAAAUCUAACGACGAGGACACCAAAAGCACAACCUCAGUCCUGUCCGAGAGGAACCGUAGACACAGCAUCGCUGGUUCAUCUGUAAGAGAUGACGAGAGCCUCGCUGGCUCACAGACUCUCCCGAGCUAUAUGGUUCCAACUAAAUCAGCUAGAGCUAGAGUCAAGCCGCAGAGUCCAUCAAGUGGUAGUACCACACAGGAGAACGAUGGGUUUACGGCUAAGAAACGCCUCUCAUAUCCGGCGUCACCUGCAUUGCCUAAACCACGGAGGUUCUCAGCUCCGCCUAAGGUGGAGAGUAACGGCGUCGCUGCUACACCAAUGGUUGCUGGUGCUACUGUAGCGGCUGCUGCUCUAGCUGGUAGAUAUGGUAUACUUGCUUGGCACGCCUUCAAGGCCAGGCCAUCCAUACCUAGAAUGCGCAGAUUUUAUGAAGGUGGUUUUCAAACUGCAAUGACACGGCGUGAAGCUGCUCUCAUCCUUGGAGUUAGGUCUGGAGAGGGUAGUGGCGGAGAAGGUGAAAGAAGCUCACAGGAGAGUGAUGGUUGCAAACCACCCUGA